This is a messenger RNA of Neoarthrinium moseri, 840 nucleotides long. RefSeq lists its product as uncharacterized. Bases 1 to 840 code for a protein of 279 amino acids. NCBI's taxonomy places the organism in Eukaryota, Fungi, Ascomycota, Sordariomycetes, Amphisphaeriales, Apiosporaceae. The record is from RefSeq and is a predicted model, not a curated record. The transcript has a single exon. Gene Ontology annotation, molecular function: protein binding.
AUGUUCAAGCGCUCGUUCCGGUCCCAGGACCGAGUCGACAAGGCGUCGAGGCUGAAGAAGUCGAACACCAUUCGAGGUGACCCCCAGAAGCUGUCGAAAUUGCAGCGGUCGCUCGAGGAGAGUAUGCCUGUGAAGAAGACUCUCAACUCACCCAUUGUCACCCUUACCGUGGGUCGAGAAGGGCGACUGUUUGCGGCGCAUGAGGAGGUCUUGUGUCAGUCGUCGUUCUUUGAGCGCGCCUGCCGAGACCAGUACCUCGAGGCGCAGAGUAAGAGGAUAUCUCUUCCGGACGAAGAACCCGAAGUCUUCUCGGCUGUGCUUGAGUAUCUCUACAAGGGCGACUACUACCCACGCUUGCUUCACAACAAGCACCGAAACUCUUGGGAACUCGAAGAUGCGAACACAGCCGCGGGAAGGUCUCCGGUCUCAUCAGAAAACGGAGGCGGCCGCGGAGCCGUGGAAGCCACAACUUACGUGUCCAGCGUAGGGCAAGCCCUGCUCAGGGAUACCGUCAUAUACUGCAUCGCGGAACGCUUCGGGCUCGAGGAGCUCAAGCGCCUGGCUCUGCGCAAGCAGGGCCUGCAGAGCGGAAUCGACGUCGCGACCAUUCUGCGAUCGGCACAGUAUGCCUAUGACAACACGCCGGACUCGGACUCGCGACUCCGCGCUCAUUACCUCGCUUUGAUCAUUAGAUGUCGCAAGACAUUUAAGAGGAGCGGAACCAUGCAGGCGGAGAUGGAACGGGGCGGUAAACUUUUUUUCGACUUGUUCGUGGCCAUGUGCAACCACCUUGACGACGUCGUGGAGAUGAGCAAUGCUCGGACACCAAAGACGAUCUGA